AUGAGGAAACUUAAGAAUGAUGCAGGACGCAGUUUGAUACAGCCGACGGGCACCGUGGCCAUCACGUUCGCUUCUAAUGUUUUGCCAGACCACGCUUCAUGGUUGGCGGUUCGUGGUAAAUCAGUAUAUUACGCCAGUGACGAAGUGCUAAAACUGUCUGAGAUAAACGAAGACAGUGCGUCCCAAGAAAAAGGUGAGGGAAAAAAUUACAAAAAUGAGAACAGCCCUCAUUUGUCUUUAGAAAUAGAAGAGAUUUCGCAAAAUAUACAAGGAGGAAGUAGAACUUGUCCAAGAGAAAAUAAGUCUUCGCUGAAUGUACAAGAAGGAAACAGAACUCGUCCAAGAGAAAAUAAAUCUUCUCAAGAUUGUUGUAGAAAAGACAAAGGAGAGAUAAUUUGCCUCCAGAAAUCAAAACAUCAUGACGUCUAA
Molecule: messenger RNA, 429 nt
Organism: Parnassius apollo (apollo)
Lineage: Eukaryota; Metazoa; Arthropoda; Insecta; Lepidoptera; Papilionidae
Source: the annotation of a GenBank genome assembly